Messenger RNA from Gymnodraco acuticeps, 1483 nucleotides. RefSeq names its product dopamine receptor D5a (gene drd5a). Gene Ontology annotation, biological process: adenylate cyclase-activating adrenergic receptor signaling pathway. Gene Ontology annotation, cellular component: membrane. Gene Ontology annotation, molecular function: G protein-coupled receptor activity. The record is from RefSeq and is a predicted model, not a curated record. NCBI's taxonomy places the organism in Eukaryota, Metazoa, Chordata, Actinopteri, Perciformes, Bathydraconidae.
UCAACAUGCGCUCCUCUCUGAUUUACUGCGUCCCAGCUCCAACGCGCACCUGGCACGUUGCACGGCUCAGUUUUUAAGGCGAUCAAUUGUCUCUUUCUCUGUGUUUUGCACUCCACAUCAGGCUGGCAACCGAGCGUGUCAAUGGGAACAAUAUGAAUGGCUGUUAACUGCGCCUGUCCUCGCGCGCGGAGCAAUGGACUGCAGUUUUACCUGAAGAGACACAUGGAGAACCCAGCAAAAGUAUCUCUCAGCGGUGCAGGUGAUGGAAUCAGCGCAGGCACCCUCGGAGAGAGACUAUGUGGGAACACCACCGAAACGGAGGCAACAAAGGACGGCAGGACGGAUAUGGUGGCGCGCACCGUGACGGGCUGUCUGCUGUCCCUGCUCAUCCUGUUGACCCUCCUGGGGAACAUCAUGGUGUGCUCCGCGGUGCUGCACUUUCGGCCCCUGCGGACCAAAGUCACCAACAUUUUCAUCGUCUCCCUGGCUCUAUCGGAUUUAUUCGUGGCCAUCCUGGUGAUGCCCUGGAAAGCUGUGGCAAGAGGUGGCGGGGGUACUGGCCGUUUUGGCACUUUCUGUAACGUCUGGGUAGCGUUUGACAUUAUGUGCUCCACCGCCUCCAUCCUCAACCUCUGCAUCAUCAGCAUGGAUAGAUACUGGGCCAUCUCGAGCCCCUUCCACUACGAGAGGACAGAUGACCCAGAGAGUUGCCUUUGUUAUGAUAGCAUAACUUGGACGUUGUCCGUGCUCAUCUCAUUCAUACCGGUCCAGCUGAACUGGCAUAAAGCCAAAAUGACGAAAACAGCGGGGACGCACAACUCCUCCACGAGCCGGCUGUUGGAGGAGAACUGCGACUAGCUGAGCAGAGAGUAUGCCAUCUCCUCCUCUUUGAUAAGUUUUAUAUUCCCGGUCGCGAUUAUGAUUGUGACUUACACCCCCGAAAUAUACCGGAUCGCACAAAUACAAAUUAGAAGAAUAGCCUCCCUAGAGAGAGCAGCAGAGCACGCGCAAAGUGCAAGGACAAACAGAAUAGAGUGCCAACGCCAUAACACCUUGAAAACGUCAAUUAAACGCGAGACCAAAGUUUUCAAAACUCUGUCGGUGAUUAUGGGUGUGUUUGUGUUUUGCUGGUUACCUUUCUUCAUCCUAACGUAUGUCCCGUUCUGCGACAGGCCGGCCACAGAUCAGGACGCGGGCCUGCCGUGCGUAAGCGAAACCACUUUCGACGUGUUCGUGUGGUUCGGCUGGACCAACUCCUCCCUGAACCCCAUCAUCUACGCCUUCAACGCAGAGUUCAGGAAGGCUUUUCGCGAGCCUCCUGGGCUGUCGCAACUUCUGCUCUAGUACGCCAGUGGAAACUGUGAACAUCAGUAACGAGCUGGUCUCCUAUAAUCAAGACACCCUCACCCACCAAGGAGAUCGUGAACGCAUACGUGAACAUGAUGCCAACGUGGUUGAAUGUAUCGAGCACGAAGAGACUUUU